Pristis pectinata (smalltooth sawfish) is the source of this 1472-nucleotide messenger RNA. Its product is annotated as tubulin beta chain-like. Lineage: Eukaryota; Metazoa; Chordata; Chondrichthyes; Rhinopristiformes; Pristidae. Bases 2 to 1378 code for a protein of 458 amino acids. The record is from RefSeq and is a predicted model, not a curated record. Gene Ontology annotation, molecular function: structural constituent of cytoskeleton; GTPase activity; GTP binding. Gene Ontology annotation, biological process: microtubule cytoskeleton organization; mitotic cell cycle. Gene Ontology annotation, cellular component: cytoplasm; microtubule. The transcript has 5 exons.
UAUGCGGGAAAUCGUGCAUCUGCAGGCCGGCCAGUGCGGCAACCAGAUCGGGGCCAAGUUCUGGGAAGUUAUCAGUGAUGAGCAUGGCAUCGAUCCUACCGGAACCUACCAUGGAGACAGUGAUCUCCAGCUGGAGAGAAUUAAUGUCUAUUAUAAUGAGGCUACAGGUGGUAAAUAUGUGCCUCGUGCUGUGCUCAUGGAUUUGGAACCUGGUACUAUGGACUCUGUUCGGUCUGGACCCUUUGGACAGAUUUUCAGGCCUGAUAAUUUUGUGUUUGAAAAGGAAUUUUGUUUAUUCAAAAGAAAGUCCUGGACUGCAGGUCAGAGUGGUGCUGGCAACAACUGGGCCAAAGGUCACUACACUGAAGGAGCUGAAUUGGUUGACUCUGUUCUGGAUGUGGUGAGGAAGGAGGCUGAGAGUUGUGAUUGUCUCCAAGGCUUUCAGCUCACCCACUCACUGGGUGGUGGUACCGGUGCUGGCAUGGGUACACUCCUUAUCAGUAAGAUCCGUGAAGAAUACCCUGACAGAAUCAUGAACACUUUUAGUAUUGUACCCUCACCUAAAGUAUCAGACACUGUAGUAGAGCCUUAUAAUGCAACUCUAUCUGUCCAUCAGCUUGUGGAGAACACUGAUGAAACUUACUGUAUUGAUAAUGAAGCUCUUUAUGACAUCUGUUUCCGUACCCUUAAACUGACAACUCCUACUUACGGUGAUUUGAACCACCUUGUGUCAGCUACCAUGAGUGGUGUAACAACCUGUUUGCGAUUCCCAGGGCAGCUGAAUGCUGACUUGCGAAAACUAGCAGUAAACAUGGUUCCCUUCCCCCGUCUGCACUUUUUUGUGCCAGGUUUUACUCCUUUGACCAGCCGUGGUAGCCAGCAGUACCGUGCCCUCACAGUACCUGAGCUCACCCAACAGAUGUUCGAUGCUAAAAACAUGAUGGCUGCCUGUGACCCUCGACAUGGCCGUUACCUGACAGUUGCUGCUGUUUUCCGUGGCCGUAUGUCCAUGAAAGAGGUGGAUGAACAGAUGUUAAAUGUACAGAAUAAAAACAGUACCUACUUUGUGGAGUGGAUCCCCAACAAUGUUAAGACUGCUGUUUGUGACAUCCCACCUCGAGGGCUCAAGAUGUCUGCCACCUUCAUUGGCAAUACAACAGCCAUCCAAGAGCUGUUUAAACGCAUCUCUGAGCAGUUUACUGCCAUGUUCCGAAGGAAAGCUUUCUUGCAUUGGUACACUGGUGAGGGCAUGGAAGAGACUGAAUUUACUGAAGCUGAAAGUAAUAUGAACGACCUGGUGUCUGAGUAUCAGCAAUAUCAGGAUGCCACAUCUGGAGAGGAGGCUGAAGAAGAAGAAUUAGGUGGAGAAGAAAAUUAAGCUAUAUAUUGUGCAUUUUGUCUAUCGCCAUUCUGCACUUUUAUGUUUUCAUAUCAAAUGCUACUUUUAAAAGGAAUAAAUUUAAAUAAUUGCA